Molecule: messenger RNA, 788 nt
Organism: Diabrotica balteata
Lineage: Eukaryota; Metazoa; Arthropoda; Insecta; Coleoptera; Chrysomelidae
Source: the annotation of a GenBank genome assembly
AAUUCCAGUUGACUGUUCACCAAUAUUUUAUGAGCUUUCUGUUACUUCAUCGGCUCAUAAGGGAUAAGAUCGGCUACAAAGCAACGAUGAAAGUUUUAUUAGUUACUUUGGCUUUUGUAGCCGUUUUAGCCUAUGUAAAAAGUGAUGAUUCGUCGAAAAAAGGUCCAAAAGUAACCGAUAAGGUUUGGUUUGACAUCACAAUCGGUGACGAGGCAAUAGGCCGCAUUGAAAUCGGAUUGUUUGGAAAGACAGUGCCAAAGACAGCAAAAAAUUUUAAAGAACUAGCACUUAAACCAGCCGGUGAAGGAUACAAAGGCAGUAAAUUCCAUAGAGUUAUUAGAGAUUUCAUGAUUCAAGGUGGUGACUUCACUAAAGGAGAUGGUACUGGAGGUCGCAGCAUUUAUGGAGAACGCUUUGCCGAUGAAAACUUCAAACUGAAACAUUUCGGUGCUGGUUGGCUGUCAAUGGCUAAUGCUGGAAAAGACACUAACGGCUCACAAUUUUUCAUCACCACAAAACAAACUUCCUGGCUGGACGGACGUCACGUCGUGUUCGGUAAAAUUUUAAAGGGAAUGGAUGUUGUUAAGAAGAUUGAAGCAACGGAAACUGAUAGUCGUGAUAAACCACGUAAAGAUGUAGUUAUCGCUGAUUGCGGUGCCAUAAGUGUAGAUGAACCUUUUAGUGUAGAGAAGGCCGAUGCUAGAGAUUAAAUCUUGUAAAUAAUUCCAGUAAUUUUAGCUUUAUAUGUACCUAAUGUCCUUUUUUUAAAUAAAUUAGGUAAUUUUUUU